UUUUAUAAAAUCCAGCUGAAGGUCUAGGACUGGGGUGAUGGCGCGCGUGCCCACAGAGAGGGCCCUGAGUGCUGCCUCUGGCACCCAUGCCAUAGGUUCGCCACCACUGACCUACAGUAUAUAGUACUUUCUACUUAAUCUUUACCCUAUGUGCUGGAUCAGUAUGUAGAGCAUAUAUUUAGCUUAGAAAACUGUGUGUAGAGCAAGUAGCAUUUUAAAGGUUAAAGUGCUGUCCCCUUAAGGGUAGUCUUCUGGGAAAUGUAGUUUAGUUGUUACAUGGUUAUAUCUGUGUUCUAAUUGGUCAGUUCUAUGUCUUAACUAGCCAUUGGGAGGGAUUUCAAUGUUUUAUGAUAGGGUUUCCUGGCUACAUGCCAGCAUGUAAAAUUUUGUGUAGUACGGCCACAGGACCCUUUGCUCCAUACGAACAUUGGGUGAAUCUACCUUUAAUUUUUUACACCACAAGAACAGACAGAUUAUGAUACGUGCCUCAGAAGAACUUUUCUUAACUGUGAGUUAUUGUUUAGAGAUUCCUGAAUAAUAAAUAAUCUGAAUAUUAAUCCGCCUUUGGAGUUAAUCUGUCUGUGACAAACAGGAAUAAAGCAAAUCUCUUGUUUGGAUCAGAACACCCUAUGUAUUCUCUUUCAUCCUUCCCAUCAAAGUUGCCACAGAUACCAGAGAGGCCUUAGCAAGCUGAGAGUACCUAUAGCUCUUCAUUUGUAUUAAUCUUCAUUACUUUAUUAAAGAUUAAUAUGCAGACUAUGCAUUGUCAAGAAAAUUGCUGUUGUUAAGUGGUCAAAUUGUGUGGUCUGGUAUCAUCUUGGGUACACUGAAGUAGAAAUGGCAUUAUAAAAAGAUAUUAUUGUGAAAGUAACAGAAAACAGCAUAAUAGCAUAUACAUGUUUCAACCAAGAAGUUCAGACUUUGGGGCUUAGCAUUAUCAGAUGAACAUAAGCAGAUGAACUGUAAGAGGAAUGUUAUAUUAUGCCAAAGUGCAUUUGUUUUUGUUUUUUAUCUAGUUCAGGAGUUCCUUGGACUUUCCUUACAGCUACCCAGCCAGGCUUUGGUUCCAAUUCAAAUUACAACACUCAAACUCAAAGCAAAAAAAAACAAACAACAAACAAACAAAAAAACAUGAUUCUACCAGAUUCACUUGUAUCAUUGUCUCAAUCUCUAGAUCCCUUGAUGUCCCAUGAAAGAAAUUGUAAAAGAUUCAGCCAUUAAAAGGCUAUCUACAUUACAACUGCUCUAAGUCAUCGUAAUUGUAAUUAACAAUUAUAUAAUUUGAUACGUUAUGAAGUUUUAUCUAGAGUAUACUAUAGCAGUAAAAAAUAAUAAUAAGAGGGUAGAUAGAUGGAGGGAAAGAAUCUCUGUUUGAGUCUCCUUCCCCCCUCCCCCAAUUCAGAUGUUAUAUUAAAUCUUGGUAAAAUGAAACAGUUAAUGAAACAAUUGAUGGUUGAGCAGUUUAAGACUAUUAUGCAAUUCUAUCAGAUGAUCGGUUCUGGGAAGCUUGAAGGGGAAAGUGCAUGCUCAUUUCAGCCUGAAAUACCAAUCAGCACCUCUCUAAUUACAUUCACCCUCACUUUCAACAUAAUGGGAGCAGUUUUAACAUUACAAUAGUAAAAUGAAGGAUGUCUUAUGAAAUCCUUUCAAUCAUAGGCUGAUAGGCUGGGAUUAACAUGAAUGCUAUGAACCCUGACAAAACAAACAAAAACCAAACAGGUUGCCGAAUGUGUUAAUAUUGUAGUUACAGUAGGUGCAAGUGGGAAAAUAAUUUUUGUUCCUCAACAUCAAAUUCAUUUAAAGAAUUACAUAAUGGAUUUUUUUAUAUUUUCUUAAAAUGAUAGGAAAAAACACUGUAACACUGCAGUAAUUAUACUACAGAAAUGGCAGUACAAUCUGAAAAUCUCUAACAACUGAGCAGAAUGUGAUCCUAGGUUUUCUGAUAAUGAGGCAGUUUCAUUUAUACAGUCAGUCAUAAUGGUCUGCAAGGGCUUAGAUUUGUCUAUAUCAGAACUCAGUUGGCAUUCUAGAACUCAAAGAAGCAAUUCCAGAGUCAUUAUUUCUUAUGCAAAGAUAAUAUGUACAUAUGAUGUACAUUAUUAAAAGAUCAGCUCUGAAAGAAUUUGAACAAGACCAGAAAUUCUAGAAUGAAGGUUCUCUUCAUUGAUGUGCAUAGUUAAAAUAUAAAUUUGAAAAUUUGUAAUUAGCUUCUGCUAUAGGACGUGGAAACUGUUGGAUAAUAUAAAAUGGACAGCCAUCAAAUGGUGUCAGCAGGAUGGGUUGUGAUAGCUAUGGUCCUUGGCACUGCUGAUGUUCUUCAUGCCUUUGCUAUUAUGGAAAAAGAAGAUGUGUUCAAGAAGAAUCCUUGCCCAGCUUUCUUGAUGUUUGAGAAUGCUGCUUAUUUGGCUGAUAUGAGUUUUGAAUUGCCCUGUAAAUGUAAGCCAGAAGAAAUAACCACUGUAGUUUGGUACUUUCAAAAAAGCAUGGGCAGUCAGCAAACUAAGGUCUUGACAGAUUUUGAUGGUACUUUGAUAGUAGACUCACGCCACAUCAAGGUAGGCAGUGACAUGCUUCGUCGUUUCAGCAUUAGGAUGUUUAGUCUCAUUGUCUUCCGGAUUCAAGUAGAAGAUUCAGGGCAUUAUAUUUGUGGUACAAAGAAAGGGGAUUUCUUCUACGGUUAUGAUAUAGAUAUACAGCCUUCAAAGAGAAUAACUAUCGCCUUUGCAGAUGAGGGUCAGCAUCCACAGAAUGACCUCCAUGAAGCAAAUUUCACAGUCCUCACCAUUUUCUGGGACUGGACUAAAUGCAACCGCUGUGAUGUCAGAGGUGAGCAACGAAGAAUUGGGCUUUGCUACAUAAAGAGUCCUUCUCUUUUCAGGAGGUACCACACCACUAUAGAAGAGGUGGCAUCUUGUGGCUCAAAAUCAAUCCCAAAGAAUUUCUUUCAUGGUAUUCAGAUGAGAAAGCCUGAAGUUGUUAUACGAAGUUGCAUGGUAUCUUGUAAGAGGAAGAUACCUUCAAAUGAAGGAGAAGCACCAAUUUCAAACAUUAUCUCAAAGCUUGGAGAAAAACCUUGGAUUUCCAAUAUCCCUAUUCAAUUCCACAAGCAGUCCCUUGGCAGAGGAUUGAUCAUUGCUUGCCCUGGUACUAGGCCAGAACAUGCUGUUGCCUGGGAUAAAGAUUCAACAAGAUUAUAUCUCAAUAGGUUUCUCACUGGGGUUAAUAAAACCAUGAGGGUCUUCAUUGACCAUGGAAAUCACCUCCACAUUCGUUUUACCCAGAUGAAUGACAAAGGUAUUUAUUAUUGUUGGCGAGAAGGAGAAAUAGUUGCUGGAUUCCGGCUAUCUGUAGUAUAUGAAAGUCGCCACAGACGAAGUCUUGAUGAUCCUGAAAGUCAGUAUGCUAUUAAGGCUAUUAUCACAAGCUAUGUGCUCAUCAUCAUCUUUUUUAUAAUCAUUCACAUUGUUCGCUGUUGCCUCUAUGUGUUGAAAUAUACAGCUAUGGAAUAGCAUCUCAAAAAAUGACCAUAGGCCUAAUAAAUGAUGAUGAUUGGUUUCACAACUAAUUUAAUAAUUAAUUGAGCAACUGUUUCUUUAUCAAUUAAAUAUUUCAAUUUUAGAAUACUGUAGAACACUCAGUGAAGAUAAAUUUUAGACAAUCAGCUCUCUUAAAUACGAGAGCUAAUAUACAGUGAGUAAACAACUGUUAACAGAAGGCAAGGAUACUAAUAUUUUUUCAUUAUAUAUGAAAUAUGAUAGUUUUUUACUGUAGAAUUCUAUGCCUAAUAAUAGCCCAAUUGGUAAAUCAAUUUAAAAUCCAUAUGUAUUGAGAAAAAUCCAGAAAAAUAGCUAACUGAGUAUUAUCAGUCUGAGAUUCCUGUUGCUGAACUUGUACAGGUUCAAAUAUACUUGAACAAUAUACAUAUAUUGCAAAUCUGCAACAGUCACACAUAGGGCAAUCAUUCGGUUGACACUGAAGGUAGAUGGGUAAUUCAUUUCUUAUACAGUUUAAUUGAUGUAACAAAGAACAAGCAAUUGAUUUUGUGUAUCUUUUAUCUUAAAAGAAACGUCUGUAUUUUGUUUAUAUAUAUUGUUCCUUUGUAAGCCACUGUGAGAAUUCUUUGGAGAAUAUCAAAUAAAGAAACAGAAUGAGCAGUGAGAAACUGAAGGAGAAGCAAUUUUUGAUGUAAUGUUUAAUUGUAAAAGAAAUAUAAUAAUAAACAAGUUUGCAGUUUUAAAUAAUGCCAUUGCUAUAGCCUCAUACUUUUAGUUUCUAUUAAGCAUUUACAUACAAUCCUCUGUAAAACUAUAAUUAGAAGUUCAUCUAUUACUAUAAAUAUGCAAGCAUGUUUAUGUGGCUAGCAUACAAAGCAGAACAUGAAACUUAUGAAGUAUUUUAGCAUAGUGAUUCUAAAAGGAAUAUAUCCAAAAUAUUAAUUAGUUAUAAUGUUUAAUCAUGUUUAUAUGAUCCACAUUGCUCGUGUUAGGACAGUUAGUUUUACUGGAAAAUAGAUAAGUUGUGUGUAACUCUUUGUGGUAGAAAAUGAUGAGUUCCACCAUAUUCCCUAGUUUUAUUUUUUAAAAGAAAAAUAAAAGUUAUGCCAUUUCUUCCACAGUCACAGCUAUUAAUUUAAAUAUAGGACAUUGAAGGAAAAAAA
Molecule: messenger RNA, 4657 nt
Organism: Crotalus tigris (Tiger rattlesnake)
Lineage: Eukaryota; Metazoa; Chordata; Lepidosauria; Squamata; Viperidae
Gene: FAM187A
Product: family with sequence similarity 187 member A
Exons: 1
Coding region: 2247-3509 (420 amino acids)
Source: RefSeq, a predicted model, not a curated record